Sordaria macrospora k-hell is the source of this 486-nucleotide messenger RNA. RefSeq lists its product as uncharacterized. Gene Ontology annotation, cellular component: nucleus; cytoplasm. NCBI's taxonomy places the organism in Eukaryota, Fungi, Ascomycota, Sordariomycetes, Sordariales, Sordariaceae. Gene Ontology annotation, molecular function: protein tyrosine phosphatase activity. The record is from RefSeq and is a predicted model, not a curated record.
AUGACCACAGCACCAGAAACUGAGUCCAAGCCGGCGCCAUGGUAUGCCGCCUUCCCCGAGCCUCAAUCCGACCUGAUGAACAUCUCCCGCGCCGAAGUGCUAGAGAUGCUCAAGGGCUCAACGGGUGAAGCUAUCGGCAAGGACUUUGUGUUGGUCGAUUUGCGCAGGAACGAUUUCGAGGGCGGUACAAUCCGCGGCUCCCUCAACCUGCCCGCGCAAUCACUCUACCCAACUCUGCCCACAAUCUACGCCAUAUUCAAAGCCACCGGCCUGAAAAAAGUGAUUUUCUACUGCGGCUCUUCAACCGGUCGCGGCAGCCGGGGCGCUCGCUGGUUAUCUGAUUAUCUCCUGAAGGUGGGCGAUAGCUCUAUUCAGAGUUUGGCUCUGUUCGAGGGCAUCAAGGGGUGGGCGAACGCGGGGCCGGAGUAUGUUGAGUUCAUGGAUGGGUACGAUGCGUCGGUUUGGGAGAGGUUGAGGAGCCAGUGA